Capronia epimyces CBS 606.96 is the source of this 618-nucleotide messenger RNA. RefSeq lists its product as uncharacterized. The coding region runs from base 1 to 618 and encodes 205 amino acids. The record is from RefSeq and is a predicted model, not a curated record. NCBI's taxonomy places the organism in Eukaryota, Fungi, Ascomycota, Eurotiomycetes, Chaetothyriales, Herpotrichiellaceae. The transcript has a single exon.
AUGUAUCUACCAUUCCUCUUGCUAGCUAUUUCCCUGCAUGGACUGUCUGCUCUCGCGACUCUGGAGGCCGACAUUGACGCGAACAACAAGGUCUCUUCCGCGGCAGACUCAUGCCCUGGAAAUCUCCCUGCGGCCCCAGACUUCGAAUUUCCGCACCUAAUUAUCCCAAUCUCGUCCAGCAACCCCAGUACUGCAUACCCAAAUACCCUGACUCCCUUCGUCACGGCUGGAGACAUAUCUGAGAUCUUCAACUUUGACAUUCCGCCGAGUCGAACGGGUCAGACCUGUUGCUUCCAAUUCUUCUUCCCGUUCCUGGACCAGCUGAACACUUCGUACUUCCAGCUUCGGGGCUUUGGGACCUAUAGCUUCUCCACGUCGCCUCUUGGUGACGGCGCAGUCGAGGGCAACACCACCUUCAACAAUCGACCGCUCCCGGCGUACGUUCACGGCUUCCCCAAAGCCAUCAGCAUGCAACCAGGGCACGCGUACACGAUCGGGACCACCCUCUGCGUGCCGGGGAGGAUGAGCAUAACGAUGAGUAGCUCCGACAGCAAUUUGGCGUGGUUCCAAGAUUUCAAUCCGUGUCCCAUCGGGCUCUUCAUCACCUACUCGCCAUGA